AUGGCGAACGAGGACAUUGCUGGUGUCCAGAUCUACAAAAGACUAGUGGACAGUCUCCUGGAUCGCGCCGCGCAGGUCAAGCCCGACAAGCAGAUCGAACCCCCUUUGACCGAAACACACCUGGGCGAAUCGAUAUGGCAAGUGCCGUCUGAGGAUAACAAGGCUACAAAGCAUCUAAAUCCACAGACUAAGAUUGCGGCCGUAGAAAUCGCGUUUCGCGAGAAGUUCUAUCGCGUUUUGGCCUCGACUUCCAUCGAUGACCCUGCUUUCAUUCAAAUAUGGAACCUCCUUGACAUCGUCUCCAUCUUUUCUGAUAAUGAACAAUGCGAACCCGGCCUUAUUUUCUGGCUCAUUGAAGAGCUCUUGGAUAGUCAAACCAUUGAUGGCUGUCGCAAGGUGUUCGACUACUUGGAGUCCCGAAGGGAGAGGAACACGAAGAAACACUUCAAACAGAAAAGCUUAGUUAUUCUACGAUCGUGCAACGAACUUCUUCGCCGGCUCUCGCGCGCAGAAGAUACAGUGUUUUGUGGUCGGGUGUUUAUCUAUCUCUUCCAGAGUUUUCCGCUUGGAGACAAGAGUUCGGUUAACCUUCGCGGCGAGUUCCACUCUGAGAAUGUUACAACUUUUGACGAAAUUGCGGAAGAGUCUACCGAGCAGAAGGGACAGGAUACAACAAUGAGUGAAAGGGCUGAACCCACGGCACCCGGAGAGGCAGCGGCGGGCCAGGCUGAGACCUCGAAAUUGCCCAGGGUUAUUAUUUCUACAGGUGAUGAGAAGAAAUCAGACAAAGUCGACUUGAACGCGCUCUAUCCGCUCUUCUGGAGCCUUCAGGCCUAUUUCUCCGCACCGAGCAAGAUGUUCGAUGCUGAACGGUUUACCUCGUUCAAGACUGGAAUGGAAGCUACGCUUGCUGCAUUCAAGAACAUCAACACUGAGAUGGAGAACGAGAGCUCUGCCCGAGCCUCAGAAGAUGCUCGCAAGUCAAACAAGCGCAAGCGCAUCGCGGACGGUACUGAAGUCGCCACCAGCUUCAAUCCGAAGUACUUGACCAGCCGGGAUCUAUUUGACCUCGAGAUCAGCGAUACUGCCUUCCGACGGCAUGUUCUUGUACAGGCUCUUAUUCUCCUCGAUUUUGUGCUUUCUCUCACAUCAAAGUCCAAAUCGCGUCUGGCCAAUACGACGAACAAGUCCGUUCUCUACGGUUUCACUUUGAACGAGGAGGAUACCAAGUGGGCAACCGGCAUGCGAAAAAGCAUCGAGGGAUAUCUGCAACAAGGACCCGGGGGCAAGUUCUACUAUCGCAUGGUGGACACGGUCUUGUCUCGAGACAAGAACUGGGUACGGUGGAAAGCCGAAGGCUGUCCAUUGAUUGAACGACCGGCCAUCUCGGCGGCGGAGUACACCACUUCCCGCGAGCAUGCCAGCAAAGCGCAUGCCAACAAACGCCUUCGUCCGUCCCCGAUGGGCUCUCUCGAUUUAAAGUUCCUUGCCGACACAGAGGCGCUGGCCAAUAUUGAGCGUCUCAAGGAAUCCGACCGAUACAGCGUUCCUUCUGCGGAUUCGUUCCUAAAGGGCAUCAUGGAUGAUGAAAUGGACAUCGAUAUGGCGAUGACCGACGAGGAUAAGGCGAUUGCCGAAGGCGCUAAAGCCAGCAAGUCCUGGCGAAUCUUACGUCUUGCUGCGAAAGGAAAGCUCGCUGCAUUCGACAAAAUUGGAGAGGGCAACAACCUACAGGUAUUGUUCGAGAGUGCCACAGCGACUGAGGAUAACAAUGAGCUCACUUCCUCUGGGGAUACCAAGGAUAUCUCUCAGUCCCUUGAUGGAGCUCAGGAUCUGCCUAUUGAAACCAAAAAAGAGCCCGCUGAAGCGGGCGAGGCUGCUAAGUCCGAAAAGCCUAUUGAGGGCAAGGUCGAGACAGCUGGCCAAUCUGAGGGUGCUCAGAGCCUUCAGGGUCUACCCCAGGGUACAGGUGAACAGGAAAUGCAAGUCGAAAACAAAGACGUCAUCAGUCAAAAACAAAACCCGGAUGACAACAACGAAGAGGCCCUUGCCGCCGCUAGCGCCUCCAAAGAGGACUCUGCCACGUAA
This is a messenger RNA of Penicillium hordei, 2088 nucleotides long. Its product is annotated as THO complex subunit THO1/HPR1. Lineage: Eukaryota; Fungi; Ascomycota; Eurotiomycetes; Eurotiales; Aspergillaceae. Gene Ontology annotation, cellular component: THO complex part of transcription export complex. The record is from RefSeq and is a predicted model, not a curated record. The coding region runs from base 1 to 2088 and encodes 695 amino acids. Gene Ontology annotation, biological process: regulation of DNA-templated transcription elongation; mRNA export from nucleus. The transcript has 4 exons.